AAAAACAAAGUCCCUUCCAUUUCCACACGCACACACACCUCUCUCUCUCUCUCUCUCUCUCUCUCUCUCUCUAUCUCCUUCUCCUUCAAACCCUAACCCUACACCAACCAGGUAGGUCCCCCUCCAUUAUUGCCAUCGGUUUUCCAACGCUCUCGCUUCAAUUUCAGCUGAUCCGAUCUUCAAACUGCAGGAAUCGCCAUGAAAGGAGGCAAAUCCAACACCAAGAAAGCCGACUCCAAGCUUGCUGUGAAUAAGAAGCCUGCUAAGGCUACCAGAGUGAGUAAGAAGGCGGCCAAGGACCCUAACAAGCCUAAGAGGCCGGCCAGUGCCUUCUUCGUUUUCAUGGAAGAGUUCAGGAAGCAGUUCAAUAAGGAAAACCCCAACAACAAAGCAGUUUCCGCUGUGGGCAAAGCUGCUGGUGCAAAAUGGAAGUCAAUGUCUGAGGCUGAGAAGGCACCUUAUGUGGCCAAGUCAGACAAGAGGAAGGUUGAGUAUGAGAAGUUAAUGAAGGCUUAUAACAUGAAACAGGCUGAAGGCAACACUGCAGCGGAGGAAGAAGGAUCUGAGGUGAAUGAUGAUGAGGAUGGAGAUGAAGAAGGCAGUGAUGAGGAGGAUGAUGAUGAGUAGAAAAUGGCACAAGGAUAACUUAGGGAUCUAGCUUGUGACUGUUUGAUCAUUCCAUGUGAUGGUUCGAUUAUUCAAUGUUACUUUUCGUUUCGCCUUCUUUCCUUUAAGGAAAAUGUAUUUCAUCUCCCUCUAUCUAAUUGUCUGUUGUCUUCUAAAUUAAUAGUUGUAGAAGGGAGAUUUGCUCUAUCUGUAAUUUCUGAAGCCUAGUGACUUAGCUAAGUGAAUUUAUCUUCUGUAGAGCAGCUAGACUGUUUGAUUUACAUUCUUAUGAUAAUGCAGUGAUUUGAUAUAUGAA
Rosa chinensis is the source of this 922-nucleotide messenger RNA. Its product is annotated as HMG1/2-like protein. The record is from RefSeq and is a predicted model, not a curated record. The coding region runs from base 199 to 627 and encodes 142 amino acids. The transcript is spliced from 7 exons. Lineage: Eukaryota; Viridiplantae; Streptophyta; Magnoliopsida; Rosales; Rosaceae.